AAUACAACUGUCUUGAUCUUUUUCAGACAGUUCAAAAAUGAGUCUCGGGUGUCGGAAAUCAAUCACACCAAUGCAAUAGUGCUCAUAUAUUCCGUAUUUAAGUUACAUUUAAACAUGGCUUUUACUUAAUACCAAGGAAUGCAUAGCAUAAUUUGAAACUUUAGAAAAUUAUAACAAAACAAUACGGAUAGAAAAGUGUGUUGUCUUUAACAGUGACUUGUUUUUGGUUUUGUAGAAAAAUAUUUUAGACGAAAAAUAAUUGAAUUAAAGUUCACGACACUAGUUUCUGUGAUAAAGAUAUACGUGGAUCGUGCUGUUAACCCACAUUGAUGCAUGAACAGGAGGUAGGAAGUAAUAUUGUGUGUAGUGUGGAGAAAAUGCAAAACAUCAACAGAAAUUGAAAUGAGCGUUCACAACGAGAUAUAGAGAUAGGUUAAUUGCGAUGUCGGAAGGUAGUGAAUUGGAUGACCACGCAGAUGGUGCAUCCGUUGAGCACGAGAAAACCUUUCGAAUGUCGGCUGCAUGUAAAACACUUGCGAAUGUUCGCUUCAAUGCAGCCGACAGCCUUGCAGAUUCCAAUUGUUUGAACAAAACAGUAAUGAAUCACACAAAUACAUUGACAGUCGCAACGGCUUUUUCUGAGAAUACCCAGCAAAACACAAGGCUUCCCAUGCCCAUGAGAGAGAUUUGUCUAACUCCAAGUGUGGACCCUGAUUGUGCCCCUCUCCAUGGGAACCAAGUAUUUCUGCUAUCAAACAAAGACACUGCUACGCAGGAUGCUUCCCCAUCGCCCCAUAUUUCUCCCAGCGUUAAAUACAUGACUCAGACAGAGGAAGCCUUACUUAAUAAUGUGACUGGAAACAUAACAUUAGGCACCGAUCUAACAGAGGCUGAAAAUUCAAGAGAUGUAAUUGAUACACAGUCGGUAGUUGAAAUCAGGGCAUAUAAUUGGAAAUCCGAAUUCACAGAGGCACUCGAUGAGGCGACAUAUGAUUUUCAUGGCAUUGUCUUAGAUGGUGUAAAUGAAAUGCAGGCACAAGUUUCAAAGGCAGUAAACACUGUAAAUACAAAUAAGAAAAUUGCAGUUAUUGAUAUCCAUAGAGAAAAGGAAGAUGCGUUAAAUUCGUUUAGAAAUGAGAUGGCGCUUGAAACAUCUGCAGCGUUAAAGGAAAUAGAAAUGAAGAAAAUGCAUGGUAUGACAGAACUGGCGGUUAAGGAUGAAAAAAGUGUAUAUGCGCGACUCACAGAGUUUACACUAGAACCAACGAAUUCCAUAACAGAUAUGAGAGAUGUUCUUAUUUUACACUCAGAUGCAGAUCGGGAUCUGGCUAAUGAAAUCAUGAAUACUAUAGUCAACGAAUGUGUCUUUAAAAUAUUUAUUGACGUUUAUGCCAAUUUUGCGACUGGAAAAUCUAAGAUGGAUAUUAUUGACAAUAUAAUGAUAACAUAUCGAUGGGUGCUGUUUUUAGUAACCCCUGAUUAUAAGCUGAACGGAUUCCAUAACUUUCAAGGUGGCGCUGUUUUGAUAAAAGAGCUGGAAGAAAAUGGUAAUCCCCAUGGUCGGUUCGUGCCGUUGAUAACCGGCGGGAUAAAACGAAAGGACAUUAUACCGGCUUGGUUGAAAUCACUUCAACCUAUAUAUUUUCCAGAUGAGAAAUUCAUUGAAACGAUUGUUAAGCUUGUCAAACAGUUCCGUAAGUGUAAAAUUACCGGUAAAUCGGUAUUAUACACAUGAGAUGUGUGUUUAACGCAUGAUAUGAUUUUCGAACUGCACACCUUUUUUAAAAUAUCGUUUUUGGCCCUUUGGUUAUGAUCAAGCACCAAUUUAGUAAUCAUUAAUCAUGAUUGAAUUACAUUCCACCGUUUUUCAGCUUUUAGUUAUUGGUUUAAGUCAGAAAAAGGGGUUAUUGUUAACCCUGGGAUAGAUUAUCUUACAUGCACAAUAUGAUUUCUUGAUCAUAUGAUUGCUUCUUAAUCCACGCCAUAACAUGGAAAUAAGUAUACGCCCUCAUUUUACCCCGAAGGGGUAAUGUUAACGUCCGUUUGUGGGUAGG
Molecule: messenger RNA, 2054 nt
Organism: Dreissena polymorpha
Lineage: Eukaryota; Metazoa; Mollusca; Bivalvia; Myida; Dreissenidae
Exons: 5
Coding region: 443-1735 (430 amino acids)
Source: RefSeq, a predicted model, not a curated record